AUGGCCCCUCCGCCACCCUACCUGAUAGCGACUGCCGCCCAAGAUGUUCCUACUUCAUUCGCCGCCUUCGUAGCAGCUACAGCAACAGCAGCAGUCGACGCAGCAGCAAACACAAUGAUCCCUAUCGCGACCCCGACAGAAGCCCUCGACGGCGCCGUCGCGACUUUCACGAGUGCUGUCGCCGCGGCCACGGCUACCCACGCUGCAACACAGGGCGAAGAAGGUGGUAAUGGCGAGUGCAGCCUGCUCGGUUCCUUUGCCCUCAUUGUCCAGGCGGCCCUGGGCGGCCUUGCCUUGCUGUCGUUGGUUUUCAAGCGCUGGAGAGAGCGGCCACAACGUCCAGUCAAGAUCUGGUUCUUCGAUGUUUCGAAGCAGGUGUUUGGCUCGGUUCUCGUCCACAUCGCCAACAUCUUCAUGUCAAUGUUGACGUCAGGCCGCUUUUCUGUGACACUGGACCCCGCAACCACGGCCAACGCGCAGAGGUUGAUGAGACGCGGCGAGGACUACACACCAAACCCGUGCUCCUUUUACCUGCUCAAUCUCGCUAUUGAUACCACCAUCGGUAUCCCCAUCCUCAUCGUACUUCUCCGCGUUCUGACAGGCCUCGUUGCCUACACACCCCUGGGCAAGCCUGAGGAGUCGAUCCGGUCCGGCAACUAUGGCACACCUCCCAACGCCUGGUGGUGGUUGAAGCAGUCCUUCAUUUACUUCUGUGGCCUGUUUGGCAUGAAGUUUUGCGUCCUCAUCAUCUUCCUCCUCCUGCCCUGGAUCUCGCGCGUCGGCGACUGGGCCUUGCGGUGGACCGAGGGCAACGAGCAGCUGCAAAUCUUCUUCGUCAUGAUGUUCUUCCCGCUCGUUAUGAACGCCAUGCAGUACUACAUCAUCGACUCUUUCAUCAAGCAACCGCAGCACGAACACGAGCGACUUCCAGAGGAUGACCCCGAUUGGAGCUCGAGACACGCAGGUGUCAGCCCGUACGACGACGCCGACUCGGCAAGCGAGGAGGGUGCGAAUUCGGACGAUGGAGCGAGCUUGAAGCUGAAGAAGGCGAAACAUGCGGAUGAUGCCGAAUACGACCCCGACACGGACGGCGACGCGCCAACGGUCAUUGGUAGCAGCUCUAGCCGGACAAAUCACCAGAGAAGGGAUAAGGAUAUCUCGGCGGAGCUGUUCCCAAAGGAGUGA
Colletotrichum abscissum is the source of this 1185-nucleotide messenger RNA. RefSeq lists its product as uncharacterized. Lineage: Eukaryota; Fungi; Ascomycota; Sordariomycetes; Glomerellales; Glomerellaceae. The transcript is spliced from 2 exons. Bases 1 to 1185 code for a protein of 394 amino acids. Gene Ontology annotation, cellular component: membrane. The record is from RefSeq and is a predicted model, not a curated record.